Molecule: messenger RNA, 1638 nt
Organism: Mercenaria mercenaria
Lineage: Eukaryota; Metazoa; Mollusca; Bivalvia; Venerida; Veneridae
Product: galactoside 2-alpha-L-fucosyltransferase Sec1-like
Exons: 1
Coding region: 1-1029 (342 amino acids)
Biological process (GO): carbohydrate metabolic process
Cellular component (GO): membrane
Molecular function (GO): galactoside 2-alpha-L-fucosyltransferase activity
Source: RefSeq, a predicted model, not a curated record
AUGGAAAACCGUACUCUUCUACAUUUACAAAUCACAGAUGGACAACUUGAAGAGCACCCAAAAAACGUUUUGGAUUUAAACAGUCAUGUAGAAUCAAUGAAGAUAAAUUUGCAAAUAAAUGACGCUAAAAUCUGUUUUUAUCUGUCCUGGAAACAUCCUCUAAAUGUUCCAGCUGAUGACGAACUCAGCAGACAUUUGAUUAGAGAAAAAUCAACCACUUUAAACAAUCGUAGUAAAGAGUUAUGCAAACGGUUUGUAACAAUCAGCAAAUUACCUGGAAGAAUAGGGAAUCAGAUGUUUGAAAUUGCCUCUGUUAUAGGUGUAGCAUAUUCAUAUGACUUAAUACCCAUUAUUCCUCAUAUGUCGGUUUUAAAUAAAUAUAUUGAUCUGCCUAAUAGAUUUAAUACGAGCCUUAAAGGUCUUGAAAAUGUUGUAAAUUGUCAUUGCAGAAAAGCUGCAGUUUUUUACAGCUGUGAAAGUUCUCUGAAUUCGACAGCAAAUGUUACUAUGCAUGGAUACUUACAGUCUUGGAAAUAUUUUAAUGAUGCUGAACACAUAAUAAGAAAGGUAUAUUCCUUGAAAAAGGUGCAUAUUAUAAACGCAAGAAAAUUCUUGGACAGUGUGACAACAUAUGGUUACCAGCAUGUUUGUAUUCAUGUUAGACGGGGGGAUUUUCUUAGAAAAAGAAGCGAAGGAUAUACUACUGCAGGCGUCGAUUUCAUUGAAAGAGCCAGAAACUUUUACAAAAACAAAUACUCGAAGGUUGAUUUUGUUUUGGUUUCUAAUGACAAAACAUGGUGUAGAAAGAAAGUUAAAGAUGUUGCAAUAAGUCCUUUUAACAAUGCCGGGGAUGAUAUGGCACUAAUGACAAUAAGCGACCACGUUAUUGUUACGUCUGGAACAUUUGGAUGGUGGGGUGCUUGGCUUUCCCGUGGCACUACUGUGUACUUCAAGGGAUAUCCUGGAAAUGCUUUAUCAUCACUUUUUAACAGAAGUGAUUAUUAUCCACAAAGUUGGAUUGGUUUAUAAAUGCUCAAAAUGGCAUAUGUGUGUCCUUUAUUGCAUGGUUGGAUUUAGAAAAAAAACUCAGUUUUAACGUAACGGUUUCCGUCUUAUCAUAUUGUGUUUAGUUUGUCUGUCAUUCUUUUUUAGUAUUGGCUGUGUACAAUUCAGUUCGUUUAAAUUUUCGAGGUUUUUUUUGAACAAUUAAGUGUAGUACAAAACUGGUAUAAAAAACGUUUAACUAUCUGAGCUUACGGGUACGGAGGACUAAAAAGCGAAGUACCAUCGUGUUUUGUGUUUCCUUUACUUUUCUAAAAUGCAAAUAUUUGCUAUGAUAUUUAAAUGAAUCGUUGCUAACGCUUAUGAAGAUCACUUAUGAUUUUUAAUUAUGUCGCUUAAAGCGAUUCAACAAAGGGUUUUAAAAACUUUUUAGAUAGAAAUAAUAGUCGACAUGAUUUUGAUAAUGAAAUGCUUAAUGUCAGAAAUGUCAAAGUAGUUUGACAAUAGUGUUACUAUUGAUAAUUAAAAGAAAUAAAAGCAUGAGCUCCACGUGCAAAGAUGACAACAGCAAUGAUUCAAGUAGUAAAUAUAAAAAUACGGUAAUAGAUCGGAUUUCAUCAUUCAUGAACAUCAACA